UGCAAACAAGGACGACGAAGCAGGAACCGAAAGAAAGAAGGAAGAACUUGAGCCUAGCGCUCCGGGGAUUUCGCUCGCUGUGGGUGAAAAUUUCCGUUUUCUAGGCGUGCGGUAGUGGAAAGCGGUCCGCAGGUCACCUCAGCAACCCGGUGAAACGGCGUGUGUACACCGCUUUGGCGGUAUUUACCAAUAUUCGAAAUCAACAAGGCAACCGUUUUUUUUCUGCUCCAUUCGCACGAACCCCUGCCCAUCGCCCUGGGUCGGCGUUUAUUUACGAUUAUUCGAUGGUACGGUGCCCACUAGCGGCAGCAGACUGUGGUGCGGUUUACGAUUGUGUGAUGUGUGCGCCGAGUGGCCACUAGUUAAGUGAUCAAACAGUAUCCCGUUUGCUCGUUUGCUGCUGACCACCUUGUUUCCGGGAAAUGAUGGAGGAACAACAGAGGAAUCCCGGGCAUGCUUGCCCGCCAGAACUGUCACAGAUCUCCGGGGAUCAUCAAGCAAACGCAACACACCAAAACACAUCCAACGGGAACGGUGGAGAGGCAGGUAUGGGGGGCGCCAUGUGUGAUAGACGAGAUGAUGGGUUAGCGGGACAUCGGUGCUGCCUGAUGUGUUUGCUGCCGUGCGACGAGCUGGGCUCGAUUGGAUCGGAAUCACCCGAAGAGCUCGCCCGGAUAGUGGACAACAUUUUCAAGAUUGCCAAAAUCGAGGUGAAGCCCCAGAACGGUAAAAUCGAGCCACUGUGUGGCGGUUGCCGGGCAAAGCUGGGCUACGAUUACGACGAGGACGCCUACUACGAUAUGCUCUGCCGGAUGUACAGCAGCGAUAUGCAGAACAAAAUGAUCACGAUCGCAAUGAACAACGGCCACAUAGCGUUACCGGUGGAUCGUCCCGAAUCACCGACGGGGUUGACCGGCCCGUACAUUGACGCAGCCUGUGGUACUUUCGUCGUGACCGAGCUGGGCGUAGAGGCACUGAACGCCGGAAAGGAUGAGCUCGUGUGUGCGAUCUGCUCGAAGGCGUUCAAUUUCAAAUCCACGCUACGGCUACACAUCCGCAGUCACCAUCAGAGUGCUCCGCGAGAGGUGGUGGAAACGGUGCGGCCGGUGCGCAAACCCCGGGUCUACGAGUGUGUCGAGUGUCAGCUGAGCUUCAAGCUAAAGUACGACUACGACAAACACGUGGGCACCCACAAGAAGUCGAACAUGUUCCAGUGUGAUGUUUGCUUCAAGCUGUUCAAGCACAAAUCGUACUACUCGAUGCAUCGAAACAUGAAACGCUGCAAGCUGGGUCCGGCGGCACCGCUCGAUCUGACUGGAGUGGCUGCCAUGAGCGAACUGGGCAUGAUGCCACAGCAAGCACAACCGCACCCAGAAGUCCGCCCCAACGGACGGCGUAAUGGCAAAACGAAGGGAGGACGACAUGCGACGGUAGCCGUCGCGGAUCCACUCGGUUCCGUAUCAGCGUUACUGCAAUGUGCCGGACCGGAAUUUACCAGCCUCUCCGAUUGCCAGCUAGAGCACGGUAGCUAAGGGGCAUCGGAUCAGGAGAUCAGAGAGACAGAGCACGAUUGACACAUUCAAUUUUCAGAUGGUAAAGCAUUACGGUUCCUAAGCGCGAAACAGAUUGAUCCAAAGAGCGGGCGGAGGGGGCAUUGAAUUGGAGUUCUACUUCCGCUAGUCAAAGCGUCGAUCGCUGGAAGAACGAUUGCAACGAUGCACCACUAACUGCUCAAUCACCACCCCGGUGUGGUUUACUUGCACAUACAACAUUGACAGCCAUUUAGAAUACAGAUUGUGAAUUUGUUUAA
Molecule: messenger RNA, 1810 nt
Organism: Anopheles aquasalis
Lineage: Eukaryota; Metazoa; Arthropoda; Insecta; Diptera; Culicidae
Product: zinc finger protein 439-like
Source: RefSeq, a predicted model, not a curated record